This is a messenger RNA of Penicillium chermesinum, 1674 nucleotides long. RefSeq names its product WASP family protein. The record is from RefSeq and is a predicted model, not a curated record. NCBI's taxonomy places the organism in Eukaryota, Fungi, Ascomycota, Eurotiomycetes, Eurotiales, Aspergillaceae. Bases 1 to 1674 code for a protein of 557 amino acids. The transcript is spliced from 2 exons.
AUGUUUGGCUCUAAAGUCUUCAAGAAAGACGACGAGGCGGUCAUUGAUAGAUGUAUCCCAAAGUCGGUUAGCAAACAGCAUGCCAAGGGUGUCGCGCGACUUUACGUCGCUUACCCGGACCCCAUGAAGUGGACUUACACCGGCUUACAGGGUGCAGUAGUGCUUUGCGAAGAUACUACUGUGCCUUCCCUUUGGUUGAAAAUGGUGGAUAUCUCUGUGAGUUGUGUCAUUUGGGACCAAGAAAUCUACGAGGACUUCCACUAUACUAUGCAACGUUCCUUCUUCUACACCUUCGAUCUCCAGACCGUGAAUCUUCAAGAAUGCCACGCUGGGUUGCUAUUCGCCGACGAGGACCAGGCGAAGAAAUUCGACAAGACAAUGCAAACGCGAGAAAAGCAUAUUAGCAAGAAGACCAGCGAAGUUGCUUUCCAAAAGCGCAAUCCUGACUUCAACCCCGAGGAGCCGGUAUGGCAAAAUCUGAUCCGUGAGCUACUGCCGCUGGUUUACACAAUGGAUGCUAUCACGGUAUUGGUUGACAGCCUGUUUCGACUGGGGCUCAAGAAAAGGGACAUCGCAGGUGAUCCUGUGUUUAUCAAAGAAUACAUUCAACAGAACAACAUGUCCAUUGGUGGUCCCCAAGCUCCUGCAGCUCAGGCGCCGCCGAGACCAGUAGCGCCUGCUCCCGCGCCCAUUACCCCAGUCGAAACCCCAACCGCUAGAACACCGCCGCCGCCUCCUCCGUCUGCGCCGCCAGCCCCCAAAGCCAACAAUAUUAGCCCUCAAGUCACAGGAAGCAGCAAUGGAAGCCGGCGUGGUCCACCGCCACCACCACCUUCAAGAAAAGCUCGCGCUGAUGCACCUGAAGAGCCGGCCGCUCCAUCACCAGCACCCGUCGAAUCACCGCCAGCCCGCAGAUUCAACGCACCUCCUCCGCUCCCAGAUGCUGGCAAAUAUGCUGAACCAGUUGGACCUGCCGGCCCCAGACGUCGUGCUGUAUCUAAUGUAGGCAAUGGUGCUCCAGCAGCCCCGCCGCCUUUACCACCGAAGGCCCCAAUGGACGGCAGUCAGCCUAAAUUUGGAGUGCCUCCACCUUUCACGGGGGAACGAAAACCAUCUGGACCCCCUCCUCCACCGAGUCGCAGCCCUGUACCUCCCGGUCCGCCUCCCCCGCCUCCUCGCGCAGAUGCGCCGCCCCAAUUGCCUCCAUUACCUCCCAAAGUCCCCCAUGCUGGCUCGCCUGCUGCUGCCGCUCCACCACCUCCACCUCCACCGGCCAGAGCACCUGUAUCUCCCCCCCCUCCCCCUCGCUCGGUUCCCCCUCCUCCGGCACCGGCACCCUCAGCCCCUGCGGCACCUCCUCCCCACCAAGAGGACCUGCUUCGCCUGAUUUGCCUGGAAGCGCUCCUCCUCCCCCUCCAGGCCGCUCGGUACCUGGUGUGCCUCCUCCUCCACCACCACCAGGCGGUUCCGCCGGGUUACCUCCUCCUCCUCCUCCGCCUGGUCGUGGGGCUCCCGGAGGUCCCCCUCCCCCUCCACCUCCAGGUCGCGGAGGAUCUGCUGUUCCCCCACCACCGCCUCCCCCUGGAGGAUCUGGAGCACCUCCCCCACCACCUCCUGCGGGCGGAGCUCCUCCACCGCUGCCAUCGACCGGUGGUGGUGGUCGCGACGACCUGA